This is a messenger RNA of Hyla sarda, 1877 nucleotides long. It is a transcript of the gene NOP53, whose product is annotated as NOP53 ribosome biogenesis factor. Lineage: Eukaryota; Metazoa; Chordata; Amphibia; Anura; Hylidae. Gene Ontology annotation, molecular function: 5S rRNA binding. Bases 18 to 1397 code for a protein of 459 amino acids. The record is from RefSeq and is a predicted model, not a curated record. The transcript has 13 exons. Gene Ontology annotation, biological process: ribosomal large subunit assembly; rRNA processing. Gene Ontology annotation, cellular component: nucleolus.
CAUCCUUUAACUCCAAGAUGGCGGCGGCCACGAGCAGCGGCGUGGGGAAGCGACGGGAUGAUUUCCUGGGGUUCACUCCGUUCUCUAAGAGCGGGGACAAGACCAAUACACCGAAGAGGAAGAGGGUGAACCGGAACAAGAAGAAGAGCUGGAAGAAGCACAGCGAUGUGCGGGACGUGGAGGACUUCCUGGACGACGUGCGGCUGCAGGAGAGAACCGUCGGGGGUCUGUUGGCAGAAAAAGCGGAUGAAAAUUUGUUCUUUGUUGACACUAGCAAAAAGAAGAAAGGUGCCAAAAAGCAACCUAAAAGAAAACUCCUCAGACCUCUAAGGAUCGACCUAAUUUUACAGCCCGAUUCCAAAGUACCAGCACCUAAAGACAUUUUAUCUCACCAGGUGCCCAAUGCCAAGAAGUUGAAAAGAAAACAGGAACGAGAGGAGAAGCUGGAAAAGAAGGGGAUUUUACCCCGUACAGACAGACUCCUCCUGGCACAAAAAGACAGACCCAGCUCAGCACCUAAAGAUGUGGCCAACAAUAACCCUGACAGAGGCUUCUAUGACCUGUGGGGAGAGAAAAAUACCUUAGAUUCUGCGGUAGAGGGAAAAGAUCAGUGGUAUCUGGAACAGACCAAGAAGGGUCGUGUAAAGCGUCCUGAAAGACUAAACAAAAAACCAUCUGAGCUUCCAGCUAUUGAAGUUGCUGCUCCUGGGGCCUCCUACAACCCAUCCUUCGAAUCACAUCAGAAUCUGCUGCUGGAAGCUCAUGAAAUAGAAGUGAAGAAGCUGAAAGAGGAGAAGAAGCUGGAGAGACAGGUCAAACGUCCCUCUAAGGAUGAAGUUGCCACAGAGGAAAGUAAUCUAAUGGAACAGUGCGAGGGUAUAGUUGAGGAGUCGGACGACGACAAUCCUUUAGAAGAUGAAGGGGGACAAGAGGAACAAAUGAUGACAUCCCUACCUCGGCGGGAGCGGAAGACUGAACGACAAAGGAAGAAGGAAAAAGAAGUCAAAAUCCAGAAAACUCGUCUAGAAGCUGAGAAAACAGAGAGACUGCGGCGACAGAGCCUGUUCCAGUUGAAAUCCAUCCAGACAUCUCUGAAGUCUAGACAAGAAGAGCUCUUAAAACGCAAGAGGCUGCGGGAGGAGAAACGAAAAGCAAAGGCCCUACAACCGAAGAGACUGGGUCGGCUAAAGUAUCAGGAGCCCGACGUGGAUCUCAAGCUAAGUGAAGAGCUAACAGACUCUCUGAGGAAAUUGAAGCCGGAGGGGAGCGUUAUCAAAGACAGGUUUAAGAGCUUCCAGAAGAGGAACCUCAUCGAACCAAGGGAGCGUGCAAAAUUCAAGAGAAAACUAAAGGUCAAAUAUGUGGAGAAACGAGCAUUCCGGGAAAUCUCGGCCUGAUUUGGACGUGGGCUUCCCAUCCAUGGCUGGAUCUAUACUUUAGCGGUCUGUUUAGAGCCUGACUGUUGCUGAGUGACAUGGCAUCUUCUGAAGACCUUUUACUAGCAGCCUGCUAAUGGCUAUAUGAUUAGGAGGAUUCAUCAGGUCACGGUCAGCACUUUCCAAGUUUAUCCCGAUUGAGUUAUUUCAUCUGUCUGCUGGAUGUUUGGUAGCAGAACCUGACAUAGAGCUUCUAAACCAGAGGCCGGUUUCCCCGUACAGUCUCUUCUCACGCGGCAAGCAAUUUUUCCCCUGAGUGGUGUGGGGGUUACUGUAUGUCAUAAGAUGACACAAAGAGAAUUGCAAGAUCAUGAAAGUGCCAUGACCUACAAGCUGGUUGGAGUCGGGCUGCUUCUCCUUGGUUGUACAUUGGACAUUAAUGCCUUUGACUUUGUACAAGGACUUUAUUACACCCUGCAAAUAAAUAUAUCUAUUUUGGAA